Messenger RNA from Enhydra lutris kenyoni (northern sea otter), 327 nucleotides. It is a transcript of the gene LYLDT1, whose product is annotated as chromosome unknown C12orf54 homolog. NCBI's taxonomy places the organism in Eukaryota, Metazoa, Chordata, Mammalia, Carnivora, Mustelidae. The transcript is spliced from 7 exons. The record is from RefSeq and is a predicted model, not a curated record. The coding region runs from base 1 to 327 and encodes 108 amino acids.
AUGGCACAGCAUAUCUUCCAAGAUCAAGAACAAAGGACCUCUAGGCAGCAGAAUAGAAAAUCCGCUGAUGACACAAUGAGACCAAAGGAAAUACAGCUAAUAAUCACUGAAGCCCUGUGGGACCAAGUGUUAAUGGCCUUUAGGGAUAUACAAAAGGAGCUGCAGGAAGAUGCUCGGAUUCGAGGGAUGAGCAGCUGCUCCAUGACACCCAGGUCAUCUACAUCCUGGACUGGAAGUGUUGGGCCUCCAGAUUCUGGGAUGGCCCUAAAUUUGAGAAGCACUGGACAACAGCCAUCGAGAGUCCACCCGCACAACUUAAGAAGAUAG